Messenger RNA from Phymastichus coffea, 2334 nucleotides. RefSeq lists its product as uncharacterized. Lineage: Eukaryota; Metazoa; Arthropoda; Insecta; Hymenoptera; Eulophidae. The record is from RefSeq and is a predicted model, not a curated record. Bases 1 to 2334 code for a protein of 777 amino acids. Gene Ontology annotation, biological process: telomere maintenance; DNA repair. The transcript has a single exon. Gene Ontology annotation, molecular function: DNA helicase activity.
AUGGAUGAAAACGGAUAUCCUCAUUAUCAAAGAAAAGAUGAUGGUGUUUCACAUGAACUACCUAAUGGUCAUAUUAUUGAUAAUCGAUGGGUUGUACCACAUUGUCGUAACUUAUUAAAAAUGUUUGAUUGUCAUAUAAAUGUGGAAAUUGUUUCAAGUGUUCGAGCUGUGAAAUAUUUAUAUAAAUAUAUUUAUAAAGGGCAUGACGCAGCUACUGUAACUAUUGGAACUGAAAAUUCAUCUAGAAAUGUUAUCAACCACGAUGAAGUUUCUAAUUUUAUAGAAACUCGCUAUGUUGGACCUGUUGAGGCAUGUUAUCGAAUUCUGAGUAAAACCUUACAAGAUAAAAGUCAUACUAUAGAACGAUUACCUGUUCAUUUACCAAAUCAACAUUGCGUAAUCAUUUCUAAUGAUGCAGACAAUUCUGUAAGAAAUCUCAAUGAAGUAAGUAGUAAACUACUUGAUUUUUUCAAGUUAAAUAUUGAAAAUGAAAAUGCACGACAAUAUUUGUACAGUGAUAUUCCAAAUUUUUUUACAUAUAAAAAAGAAAAAAUCAAUGGCAUUAAAGUGACUAAAUGGGUAACACGUAAAAUGCAUUUCAACUAUUUCGGACGUAUGUUUUCGGUCAGUCCUAUACAAAUAGAGUUAUUCCACUUGCGAUUACUAUUAUUACAUGUAAGAGGAGCCACAAGCUUCGAUUCAUUAAAGACAGUUAAUGGCAUACUACAACCUUCAUUCACAGCAGCAUGUCUUGAACUGGGACUAAUAGAAGAUGACCAAGAAUGGGCUAAAGCUCUACAAGAAGCCACGUUAUGGAUGAUGCCACGAAGACUUAGACAAUUAUUUGUUCGCAUUUUAAUACAUUGCCAACCAAUACAUCCUGAAAAAUUAUGGGAUGAAUUUAAAGAUGCAUUAUCCGAAGAUUUUUCAAGAACAAACAAUACUGAUGUAAGUCAUCAACUGGCAUACGCUGACAUACAUAAUAUGUUAAAUCAUGAAGGUAAAAGUUUGUCUGAUUUUCCUUCUAUGAAUCAAACAAUUAUUAGUCAUUUAUCACUUGAAAAUAGCGAUCAAGUAUCACAAACAAAUUUUGCAGACAUUGGAAAACAACAAUAUGAUUUAUUGAAUGAACAACAAAAAGAAAUUGUUGAUGUUAUUUUGGAUUUAGCUACUGAUGCUAAUGACCAGGUGAGCAAGCAUAAUUGUUUAUAUAUUGAUGGUCCAGGAGGAUCGGGGAAAACUUUUAUCUAUACGACUAUUUAUAAUUUAUUAUGUUCCAGAAAUAUUAAAGUUACUUCAAUGGCUUUUACAGGGAUUGCUGCAAUUUUACUUUCAAAAGGAAAAACAGUGCAUAAAACAUUUGGCCUUCCAGUUCCUAUGUAUAGUGAUUCAUCUUCAAGUAUUAAAGCGCAAUCUAAAGAAGGUCUUUUAUUAAAAGAAACAAAAGUUUUCAUUUGGGAUGAAGCCCCCAUGGCUCCAAGAUUUGCAUUGGAAAUAGUUAACAGAACGCUUAAGAGCAUUAUGAACAAUGAUUUACCAUUCGGUGGUAAAGUUAUGGUUUUGGGUGGUGAUUUUCGACAACUUUUACCAAUUAGACUUCACGGAACACGAAGUGAAACAUUGAAUCUUUCUAUAAAAUACAGUGAAUUAUGGAGACAUUUCAUCAAAUAUAAUCUUACAACGAAUAUGAGAAUUUUACCUCAUGAAGUCGAUUUUGCAAAAUUUUUAUUAUUAGUUGGUAACGGAACAUUGAAUGACCAACACGAUAAUUUGACGUUACCUGAUCAUUGCAUUCUUAAUAUUAAUGAUGAUGUUGUUGAAACUGUAUUUGGUAAACUAAUUAGAGAAAAGAAAUUUGAUGAAAUGAGUAAAUGUGCUAUUUUAUCUGCCAGAAACGCCGACGUUGAUGAGAUGAAUAAAUUAAUUACUAAUUUACUAGAUAUCACUACGGAACAUGUUUAUACUGCAAUCGAUAGUACUGAUAAUUGUGAUAAUGGGGAAUUUGAUGAAGUACUUUUACCUGAAUAUUUAAAUUCUUUAAAUCCUUCCAGUUUACCUCCCUAUGAAUUACGAUUAAGAAAAAACUGUAUUGUUAUGCUUAUUCGAAAUAUUAGUAUUCAUGAAGGUUUAUGCAAUGGUACACCUUUACGAAUAUUAGAUUUUUCGCAUCAUUUAUUGAAAUGCCAAGUUUUAACAGGAGAUAAAUCUAAUAAUAUAGUAUUUUUAAAUCGCAUCUCAUUGUUUUGUACUAAUGAGUACCCAUUUUCAUUUAAAAGACGUCAAUUUCCAGUUAAAUCAGCAUUUGCAAUGACGAUUAAUAAAGCUCAAGGAUAA